GCGGCGGCGCGCGCGGGGCCCGAGGACGCGCGGACAGACGGGCCGCUUCGCCUCGCUUCUCAGACGCUUGCGGGGCUCUGCGCGGGCCAUGUGGGGAUCCGGGGUCACGGCCGAGGGCCUGUCGGUGGCGCCGGCUCCGCCGCCUCUGCUGCCGCUGCUGUUAGUGCUGGCGCUCGCGCUGGUGGCGCCCUCGCGGGGCAGCGGGAGCUGCGCGGAGCUGGCGUGCGGCGAGCGGGAGGGCUGCUGCGACUCGGCCAACACCACGGCGCUGCGCUGCUGCAAGCUGCCGCUGCACGCCUUUCUGGACAACGUGGGCUGGUUUGUCCGCAAGCUCUCGGGGCUGCUCAUCCUGCUAGUGCUCUUCGCCAUCGGCUACUUCCUGCAGCGCAUCAUCUGCCCCAGCCCACGCAGGUAUCCGCGUGGGCAGGCGCGACCCGGGCAGGCACGACCCGCGCCUCGGGGGAGCUCUGGGCCGCCAAGGGGUACGGGGCCUUCCGACGACGACGACUCGCCCGUUCUGUUGCCCGACGAGGCGGCAGCCGGCUCGCAGGACUCACUGCUGGACAGUGGCGGCGGAAGACGCCUGGCCCCCGCCUGCGCCUCAGAGCACGAGCUGCGGGUGGUCUCUCCGGUCUUCCUGCAGCUGCCCAGCUACGAGGAGGUCAAGUACCUGCCGACCUAUGAGGAGUCCAUGCGGCUGCAGCAGCUGAGCCCCGGGGAGGUCGUGCUGCCUGUGUCGGUGCUUGGCCGCCCGAGAGGCGGCGGCUCCAGGGACCCCGACGCCAGCGAGGGUCGCUUCCCGCUCAUCUGAGCGCCCGGGGCUUCUCGGGGACCAUGCGGAUGGUGCAGACGGGGCUGCAAGAGGCUGGCGAAGGCUGGUGUACCCGCGGCCGCCACCAUCUGCCUUCAAUCCCGCCUAGCGCGUCAGCAUAACCUCCUGUCGCCCCGCGGCUGAGUUGGGGUCACCCCUCCCUCGUGCUCCCCCAGGAUCUGAGGUUCCCUACAUUUCAUUUGGUUCAAGGAAACGCUGGGCACUCGCGGCAGGGGCAGCAGCAGCGAACGAGCCCCCACCGCCAACUUCGAAGGCCAUCCCGCACUCUGCGUUGCCACCUUUUGUGUUCAUUCGUAAGUGCCUGCUUCCCGAACCCAGAAGAACACGUGAGCCCUUGGUGCUUUGGCAGAAGAGCUGCAUUCUUUAAGGCUGAGAAAGGAGCCCAGUUCCAUUCCUUUCCCUUCGGCCUGGACAGUGCCUCCCAGGAUGGAGGAGAACGAGAAGCCCUUGGGACAAGCUGUGAUCUAGCUGUGACGAGCGACUGCUGCUCAAGGUCUGGUAGAGCUGCACUUGGAUAUGGUGGAAUCCCUUUCUUGAGGAGAACUCCAAAAACCCUUCGGUGUCUUCCAGGCCAAGCCACUAGUCACAGCCAGUGGCUUACAAUUAAACGGGGGUAGGAUGGGGUGGGAGAUACCCAAGAUACAUGAUUUGUUACUGUACUUAUUCAAGAUACAGCAACUACUUCUAUUAAAACCAUAUUCAUAAUAUGGUACAGCUGGACUUAUGAUUUUUCAGUAACUGAGAAGGUAUAUAUUUAUUUGUCUUUUAUUUUUAUAUUUUUCCAUGUAUUGAAUGCAACUUGAGGGUAUUUCAACACAUUAAUGACAACUGUCUUAUCACUUUUUUAGGACAUUAAUAGGAAAUUGCCCACAUUACGUCAUUAUUGUUUAAACAAACUUUUGGGCAUUGUUUCAUUACAGGUGAAAAAAAAGCAUGAUAAAACCAGGAAACGUGGCAUAAAAACAUGAAGGGUAUCUUAUUUUCACUAUUUGAGAAUAUAUUUUAUUUUUAGUACUGUGGCAUAAUAUAUAACUUUUUAUAAUAAGUAUACAUUAUAUAGCCGAAGUCUUAAUUAUAAUUAUUCAUCACAUAGUUAUAUGUAAAAUAUAACUGAUACAUAUAUGCCAUUCCAUGAAACAUGACAUCAUGCACUUUCUCCUCCAUUUUUCUUUUGGAAUACAUUCCACAACAUGGUACAAAACAUAAGAACUUGAGACUUGUAACUUUUGUUUAAAGCCAUAGUUACACAGUCAUGUGCUACAGAAGGAUUCAGUCAACCUAUCUGAAAAAAGCAAGUGUCAUUAGUUCUACCGUUCCGUCAUAUGUUCUUAAAGCAAAAGGUAAUAGAACUAUUGAAUGUAUUGUGUAUAGUGUACAUAUGCAUAUUGUCUAUGUACAAUAUAUACAUUGAAUAAGAUGUGGUUACAACAGUUUAUGAUUAAUGUGAAAGGAAAAUAUGGGAAAAACAAAAUUUCUCUGGAGAAGGCCAAAUAUUAACAUCAAAAAAGGUUAUCCACAUGGAUCUCAUAGAUGGAUCUAGAACAUUGUUUAUUCUUAUGGUUUGAAGAAGUUGGACAAUACCAAGAAAUCUUAGAAUAUCUGUCUUGUAUUAGAAGAAAACGAUUUGAUUAAAUUUUUAAAGACUGACUGAAGAAGUCUGACAGUCUUGGGAAAUUUUUAAAUGCCUGAAUUGUAAUAAAAUGGUUUACUUUAAACUUC
Heterocephalus glaber (naked mole-rat) is the source of this 2551-nucleotide messenger RNA. Lineage: Eukaryota; Metazoa; Chordata; Mammalia; Rodentia; Bathyergidae. The record is from RefSeq and is a predicted model, not a curated record.